Messenger RNA from Lactuca virosa, 1948 nucleotides. The record is from the annotation of a GenBank genome assembly. NCBI's taxonomy places the organism in Eukaryota, Viridiplantae, Streptophyta, Magnoliopsida, Asterales, Asteraceae.
AUGGGGUUGAUUGAAGAGUAUGGGGCCGCCGGGCCCGAUCGUGAUUUCUCUUCCUUGGUCUUCUCCUCCGCUUCCCCUUCCUUUAACUCCAUCCUCUUUUACGUAUUCAUGGAAAUCGGAUCUUGUAUUAGAGUUCAAAAUGGCAGCUAUCCAACAUCAUACUUAACUCGUGCAAGUUACCUCCAUGAACAAUCUAUUCCAACUCAAAACCGUACUUCAAGUGCUUCAUCUUUUGUGACACUUCCUCGCAAAAAAUCCACAUGCAAAGCAACUUUGAAGGAAGCCAAUAACAACAUUGAAGCUGUAGAAAAGGUAAAUGUGAAGCUUUCUGAGAUGGAGCUCUCAAGUUUAACUGCCAUAAGUCCUUUGGAUGGGCGUUAUCGGAAUUCUGUGAAGGAUUUAGCCCCUUAUUUGAGUGAAUAUGGCCUUAUCUACUAUCGCACCCUGGUUGAGGUGAAGUGGCUGCUAAAGCUCUCACAGAUUCCUCAAGUAUCUGAGGUUCCAAGCUUUAGCAAUGAAGCUCAAACGAAACUGCAAGGACUGAUUGAUGGGUUCAGUGAUGCUGAUGCAAUGCAAGUCAAGAAUAUUGAGAAAAUAACUAAUCAUGAUGUGAAAGCAGUCGAGUAUUUUCUGAAAACAAAGUGUGAAGAAGAUCCAGAGAUUGCUAAGAUGCUUGAGUUUUUUCAUUUUGGGUGUACAUCCGAAGACAUAAACAACCUUGCUCAUGGACUGAUGCUAAAAGAAUCAGUUUCAACAGUCAUUCUUCCUAUCAUGGAUGACUUAAUCAAUGCAAUAUACACCAUGGCAAAAACCUAUGCUUACAUUCCAAUGCUUUCCCGGACUCAUGGACAGCCAGCUUCACCUACAACACUGGGAAAGGAAAUGGUGAUAUUUGGUGAAAGAUUAAGGAGAGAAAGAGAAGAUAUUUGUAGAGUAGAAAUAUUGGGAAAGUUUGCAGGUGCAGUUGGGAACUAUAAUGCACAUGUUGUGGCAUAUCCUGAUGUAAAUUGGCCACGAAUAGCUGAGCAAUUUGUAAACUCUCUUGGAUUAAGCUUUAAUCCACAUGUAACACAGAUUGAAUCUCAUGACUACAUGGCGAAAUUAUUCCAGUCAUUUAUCCGGUUUAAUAACAUCUUGCUUGAUUUUGAUAAAGACAUGUGGGGGUAUAUCUCUGUGGGCUACUUCAAGCAGGUGACUAAGGCUGGUGAAAUAGGGUCAUCCACUAUGCCUCACAAAGUGAACCCCAUAAACUUUGAAAACAGUGAGGGCAAUCUUGGAAUAGGAAAUGCAAUUUUAGACCAUUUAAGCAUGAAGCUGCCUGUUUCCCGUUGGCAGCGUGACCUUACUGAUUCUACUGUUCUGAGAAACAUUGGUGUGGGGUUUGGUUAUUCACUUCUUGCUUACAAAAGUGCAAUAGUGGGAAUCGGAAAGCUUCAGGUGAAUGAAGCAACCUUAAACAAGGACCUGGACAACUCAUGGGAGGUGCUUGCUGAACCAAUACAGACAGUGAUGAGAAGAUAUGGUGUUGAGGAGCCAUAUGAGAAACUGAAGGAACUUACAAGAGGAAGAGCAGUUGAUAAAGAGAGGAUUACAGAAUUUAUAAAUGGGUUGGAAAUACCAGUUGAAGCAAAAACAGAGCUUUUAAAGUUAACCCCUCACAAUUAUGUUGGAGUUGCAGCUCAAUUGGUGGAGGAAGCAUGUUUAAGGGCUAAUAAAUAAUGGACGUGGUGAUGAAUAGCUCCAUUUUAUUUGGUUUGGUUUGUGGUUCGAUAUAAUGAUCCACUCCAUUUUUAGAGAUUUUUGCUGCAAAUGAUUUUUGACUUAUGAAUAAUUGUUGAUGCUUAGGUGUUUUUUGUGAUGAUGAAUGUGAUCAGAAAGAAUAUGAUAAUUAGUUGUAAAACAGGUUGUAGGAGGCACUUUUGGAUGAGAUUAUGAUGAUCGUUUGACA